Molecule: messenger RNA, 823 nt
Organism: Drosophila busckii
Lineage: Eukaryota; Metazoa; Arthropoda; Insecta; Diptera; Drosophilidae
Gene: Vps20
Product: charged multivesicular body protein 6-A
Exons: 3
Coding region: 91-744 (217 amino acids)
Biological process (GO): late endosome to vacuole transport via multivesicular body sorting pathway; vesicle budding from membrane
Cellular component (GO): ESCRT III complex; multivesicular body
Source: RefSeq, a predicted model, not a curated record
GUACGGUAUAUUCCAAAAAUUAGAUAUUUGUUUACAUUGUAAAAUAAAUUUUUAGGAUAUUUAGUUUUCUUAACUAUUGCUGUUACCAACAUGGGUGCGUUAUUUGGUAAAACAAGCAAGAAGACAACGCCGAGUCGCAUAACAGAUCAUGACAAGGCUGUACUGCAAUUGAAGCAACAACGGGAUCGACUUAAGCAGUACCAGAAGCGAAUUGAGCUACAACUGGAGAAUGAUAGACUACUGGCGAAGAAAUGCUUGCUGCAAGGCAGAAAAGAUCGCGCCAAGCUGUUGCUGCGCAAAAAGAAAUAUCAAGAGAGCUUGCUGAGCAAUGCGGACAAGCAGCUGGAGAAUCUGGAGAAGCUGGCUGCAGACCUGGAGUUUGCGCAAGUGGAGAUGAAAGUGUUGGAUGGACUGAAGCAAGGCAAUGCGGCGCUGAAGAAGGUGCACGAAAUGCUUGACAUCAAUGAAGUAGAAAAAAUCAUGGAUGAAACACGUGAAGGCAUAGAAAAGCAGCAGGAGAUAGAUGCCAUAUUAACAGAUGUGCUAAGCACGCAGGAUGAAGAGGACGUGUUGGCUGAACUGGAUGCGUUAGAGGCGGAGGAGGACGCAAAGGUGCUGCAGUUGCCCGAUGUGCCCAAGGAGCAGUUACCAGAGAUAGAAACUAACGAAAUGGCAGACGAGCCAGAGCAAACCAAGCCCACCAAAGUCCAGGCCACUAAGCAAAGAGUGCUUGUUGAGUCCUAAACUAGCUACAUAUACACAUACAUAUGUAAAUAGCUAAACAUUUUUUCCUGUGUGUAAAUAUUUUGUAAGAAUCUUUGUA